Messenger RNA from Cervus elaphus (red deer), 7223 nucleotides. It is a transcript of the gene SH2D1B, whose product is annotated as SH2 domain containing 1B. The record is from RefSeq and is a predicted model, not a curated record. The transcript is spliced from 4 exons. The coding region runs from base 151 to 552 and encodes 133 amino acids. Lineage: Eukaryota; Metazoa; Chordata; Mammalia; Artiodactyla; Cervidae.
UGUGAAACUAUCUGAGUCCCACAGAGUAACCUUAUUUCACUCCUACAAGCCAGAGCAGGAAGAGGUAUUUCCACACAUCCCAUUUAGGCCAGCUGCCUCCAAUUCUCUCCUCAGAUUCAUCCCUCGACUUGGGGUACCGGAGGGCUCCCCAUGGAUCUGCCUUAUUACCAUGGCCCUCUGUCCAAGCGAGACUGUGAGACCCUGCUGCUCAAGGAAAGAGUGGAUGGCAACUAUCUGCUAAGAGACAGCGAGUCUAUGCCCGGAGUCCUGUGCCUCUGUGUCUCGUUUAAAAAUUUUGUCUACACAUACCGAAUCUUCAAAGAGCAACAUGGGUAUUACAACAUACAGACCGUGGAAGGUGUUAAACGAGAGAUCUUUCCAAACCUAAAGGAACUGAUCUCCAAGUUUGAAAAGCCAAAUCAAGGACUGGUGUUUCACCUUGUAAAGCCAAUAAAGAGAACCAGAUCCUCCCUGAGAUGGAGAAGAUCGACGAUAGAGUUGGAUGGUAUUUAUGAGAACAGUGGCAGUGACUAUGUGGAUGUCCUGCCUUGAAGGUAUGGAGACUGGAUGAAGCACUUAUAGAAGAGAUGGGUGACAGCUCUCGCCAGCGAUCCUGCUUCUCCUGCAGGUGUGGGUCUGGAAGAUCAAACUCUAGGGGACAAUUUAGACUCUCCUGGUCUGAGUGACUGAAGAUGCUUUGUUCAUCAGCCUCAGAGAAAUCAGUCCCCUUGCCCUGCCUCCCAUGCAUACAAAACGAGGAGCUUCAAAACGCCAUUCCCCCUCCCACUGGUCUUUCUUGGAAUACGACUGCCUGAACCUAUUCUCUUUGACUUGUUAAAGGUGCUACCAGUUGACGUCUGGUCAUCUUUCAACCAGGUGACCAGAGGGGAGAGAAGAGAGUGCUGGUGUCUACUUUGGAGCCUGAGUUCCAGUCAUGACAAUGUGACUGCAGACAAACCUCUUCCUCUUUCUAGGUCUCUGUUCCUUCAUCUAAAAAACAAGUGGCUGGGCAGAGGACAGACAACGCCCCAGCCUCCCUGCUGAGGCUGGCUGAGGCAAGUGGCGUUGGGGGGCUCCUGAGUGAUGGACCUGUAUACCGGACCUCAGACCCCCAAAACAGCCCAUGCAGUCUCUGCACCUGCCCAUGCUGGUCUUGGUGAUGGGGGGAGCCCAGACCUACUCAUUCACCCUUCUCCCCCGAGCCUGGGCAACCCGCCUCCUUUAUGAUCUCGAUCCCUUCCAAACAUUGCCCUGGAGACACUUCCUCUUUGAUUCUGCCUCAUUUCAUUUAUGCACUAACCACUUCAACAGCACCAAUGUGGUUCUGCAUUGUGACACAUGUGGGGAUUUUGAAGGUGUGUUUCCUGUUUCUGACUAGGCUUUAAAGUGUGGUUGAGUCUCCCCAUGAAUCCUCCACAGCACAUAGAAAUGCAUGCCACACAAAACUGUACCCCAUUUCGAGACAUUACUGACUAGGAGCCCAUUCCCGAAGGGUUUGGCAACCUUGGUUCUCAGGCCCUUUGUAUUUUCCUGCUAGUUCACAUUUGAAAUUAAGACCUGCUUAGUGUGGAAUGUACCACAUGCUAUGCCCAUUCUCUGAUCCAUCUUCAAACCUUAGUGAUUCAUUUCGCCCCACUGACCUUACCUUUUAAAGUUAUUAAAGAGAGGAACUUGGAAUUCUGGGAAACAAGAAUAGAUAUUGUGGUUGGAACCCCAAAACAUGAGCCAUUCUGACUUCCUGGGUCACAGCAAACCAUAGGAGAGAAGAAGGGAACUGUAGGAACCACAUCAGCAUCCUUCUGGUUGGCUCAGUAAAGGACACCAGAAGCAAACCUGCUCUCCAGGGUUCGGCCCCGGGCCUUUGAUUCAUUCUGCAUGGUACAAAGAAGCAUGUUCCAGUUAUCUGGGACCGCAGCAAUCCUUGGCACAGAAAACAUGGUCAGUGGCAAUUUCCUGAAUAAAUCAAUAUAUAUGAAAUGUGGUCACUCAUUCUGGAUAGCAAAGAUUUGUUUGAACUCUAUACAUCUCAAAAUCAAGGAGAACAUGAUUAUUACUUCAAAAUCUUUCCAUUAUAACUCUCAUAGAAGUGAUUUCCUUUCUUCCUGAGCAUCUAUGCAUAGCACCUUACGAGAAGCUUGAUCCCUGGUGGAAUUUCAGCCAUAUUUCUCAAAUGAGGAAGCCACAUUUAAUAGUGGUUAUGGAUGUCAUUGCAUAUUUCCCUGAGGCUUAGAAGACCCUGAACAGGUCAUAUGAAGAACAGCUGAAAGAUCUGAGUAUGUGGGACUGGAAGGGGGAAGACAAUAAACUACAGCAGCUGUUUCAAUGUUGGCAGUGCCGUUCUGUGAAAGAGGGUGAACAGAAGAUUCACUGGGUAUGAUGCCAGACAGAAGAACUCAGACCAGUGGCUGGGUGUUUACAGGAGGGCAGUUUUAGCCAAACGUAGGAAGAACUCAAUGUCGGAAGAACUUGGAGCCGACUGGAGCUAUCCUACAUUCAAACAGUCCCCUGCCUUCUGGGGUCCAAAUGAUUUAGUUGUGGAGAGUUGAAUUAAUCACAUUAUUUAACUCUUAACUCAUUAUUAUCACGAUCCAUGCAUAUAAGACACAUUCAUUUUUCUUCCCUUCAUCCCUCAUUCCCAUUCCGAUGGAACCAGCUCCGUACCAUGCCCUGUAUGUAUGGGCUUCCCUGGGGACUCAGAUGGUAAAGAAUCAGCCUGCAAUGUUCAGGAGACCCAGGUUCAAUCCCUGGAUCAGGAAGAUCCCCUGGAGAAGGAAAUGGCUACCCACUCCAGUAUUCUUGCCUGGAGAAUUCCAUGGACAGAGGAGCCUGGCGGGCUACAGUACAUGGGGUCACAAAGAGUCAGACACAGCUAAGCAACUAACACUUUUUUUCACUUUACUUACAUGUAUGCACUCUUGUAGAAUGUACAGAUUUGGUUGAGACUGUAUAUCUUUUAUAUUUACAUACAUGAUAUAGUGCUAUUGAUCCAAUUCUGUUAUUACUUUUUUUUUUCACUCAAUAUUAUGAUUAGUUCUAUUCUUUACUGUUGAGUGUACACCUAACCCAGUGCCUCUAACUAAUGCAUGGCAUUCCACAGCAUGCAUCCAUCACAUUUUGUUUUCUCAUCUCUCUAGAGGCAGACAUCUAAGUUGGUUCCAACUCCUUGCUACUAGGACAACACUUUUAAUGAACAGCCUCUCUUUAUGGACAUGUAAGAGGCUUCCUCUGGACUAUAUGGAUGGGUCACAAAGUGUACUCAGAUUUAAUUAUGGUAUAAUCAAGCCCAUUAAGUGCUUUUUUGCUUAUGCUUUGUGAUUUUUGAUCCCUGUUUUACAAGCCCUUCCCCACUCCAAGCGUCUACUGGCCUUAUACUUUUAUCUUCUACACUAAGGGUUUUAAUGACGGCAGGGACUUUUGCCUUUUUCAGUGGCAUAUAUCCAGUGUUAGAAAAGUCCUUCACUCCUAGUAGAUGCUCAAUGAAUAUUUGUUGAGUAAAGGAUGAAUCUGGGGUUCACCUUUGUCCAUGGUGAGAGGUAAGAAUCCAACUUUGUAUUUUUCCAUGUAUAUUGAAGUAGUUUUCUGAUUUCUACUUGCUUAAUAAUUCAUUUUCCCUCCUCCGGUUUAUGGUUUAUGGUUUCUUCUUUAUAGCACAACUGUUCUAAUACUCUGGCUUUGUAAUUGUCUGUUAGGAUAAGAACUCAUUUUUUAAAAUCAUUUUAGCUAUUUGUGGACCUUGAUUCCUCCACAUACAGUUUAGAAUAAAUAAGUUUCUCAAAACAUCUUGCUGGAAUUUUGAGUAAACUUGCAGUUGGGGGAGAACUGAAAUUCUUGUGAUGUUUUCCCAUGUAUAAAAUGCUACUCUAUUUAUUCAUGCCAGCUUUUUUGCUCUUUAAUGAAAUCAUAAAUUUUCAAUGUGGAAGUAUUGUAAAUUCUGUUAGGUUAAUUCCUAUUUUUAGUUGUUAUAACUUUAAGUCAUAUAUUUUAUUACAUUUCUAAUAGACUAUGACAGUAGCAAACUGUUUAUGCUCUUGUUAGAUGUCCUGGUUUAUCUGUUGAUUCUACUGUAAAUUAAACUGUAAAUUCUAUGUAAAUGAUUUUGUCAACUACAAAUGAUAGCAUUUUGUUCUCCUUCCUUUCAACACUUAAUGUAUUUUAUUUAUUUUCUAUGUUUACUUGAUUGGCUAGGACCUCCAGUACACAUUAAAUACCAAUCAGAAUGUGAGCAUUCUUGUGUUGCUCCCAUAUUGUAAGAAAUGCUUAGUCAUUUUCUCCAUUUAUGUACAAUGUUUGUUGUAGCCUUUAAGAAGGCUACUUUAAUUUUAUCAGAAAUGCUUUGAAAUUUAUUAAGUGAUUUGCUUCUGUAUCUACAGAGAUAUCUACCACAUUCCUUUAAUCCUUAUUCCAUUAUAAAUUACAUUAAAUUCUUAACAUUAUAUCCUGCUUGUAUUGCUUAACUUGAUUAUUUUACAUUAUUUUUAAAAAAUUGUUGGAUUUGGUAACUUAUUUCAUUUAAGAUUUUUGUAUUAAAACUUGUAAACCAAACAGAACUAUAAUUUGUUGAAUCAUGGUUAUGCUAACCAUGCAGAGUGGGUGAAGUAAUCUUUAUCUUUUUCUAUUUUUUUACAACAGCUUUGUAAGGAAAAGUCUAUGUGUUGUUUAAAAGCUCAUUAAUACUUUUACAAGAGUGAGUCUGAAGCUCUGAAGGAUAGGGCAUCUCUUAUUACUCUUUAAAUAUUGGGUUACCGAAAAGUUCAUCAGGGUUUUUAGGAAAACACCCGAACAAACACUUUGGUCAAAACAGUAUCUUUAAUGUUCAACGGUUUAUUCAAUUAUCUUGCCAAAUUUGGCAUUCUUUGUUUUUCCAGGAAUUUUAUAAAUUUUGUCUAAGUUUUCUAAAUUGUUGGCAUAUAGUUAAUACUAUUAUUAUUCUUUAAAACACAUUGUGACCGUCAUUAUAUCUUCUUCACUAUGUAUUUUAUUUGCAUCUUACUCUUUUUACCAAUCAAUUUUAUGCAUCUUAAUUGUCCUUUUAAAGUCAGCUUUUAGUUUUAAUUUUGUUACUGUUUUUUAGAUUCUAUAUUUCACUGAUUUUUAUCAUCAUUUUUCAGCUUAUCUGGCUUAUCUUCAAUAUUUAUUGUUUUUUGUAAUAAAUGCAUCUAAAAGCUAUGAAUUUAUCUCAUAGUACUACGUGACCUGUACCCCACAAAUUUUAGCAUGGUUUUUAUUGCUGUUCAGGUCAAGGUAUUUGUAAUCGAAGAGAAUAGUAGUUUGUAAUUUUUUCAAACAUGUACUUUAGUUUUCACUUGAGUAUAGAUUGCAAACUAUAUAGUAUUAAAUUUAACAUAAUUUGACUUGAAUUCUGAGGCUUCAUUGAUGACCUGGUGUAUGUGAACAUUUCGUUAGGAAAGAGUUGUUUUUUCCAUCCAUUUUAAAGCUAUCUUCACCAAGAUUAUAGACCAUAUAAGACAAAUAUUUUUAUAGAUGUUCUUAUUUUUCAUCUAUUUGAUCAAAGAGAAAAGUCUCUCAUUUUAACCCAAUAUAUAAUAGUUUAGUUUUCUAAUUAUAAUAAUUGACAUAUAUUAUAUUGACAUCUUCAUAGUUCAGCUAUUUUGAGGUUAUAUUUUUAGGUGUAUAUAUUUUUAAUAACUAUUUUAUCUUAAUACAUUUUUUUGAAGUGUUUCUUUUUCUCAAAUUUUUGCUUUUAAUUAUAUUUUAUCAUACUUAAAUUGCUAUCUUGACUUUCUCUUCAUCCAUACUUUUCAAUAUAUAAUUUUCCAUCCCUUUGCUUUUAAGUUUUUUCAUAUCUUUUGUGUUAACCCUGUCUUCUAUAGACAAAUAUUACUGGAUGUAAUUUUUUCCAAUUUAAGUUUUUGUCCUUUUGUUUGGUAGGUUUGAUACCCUUAUAUUUAUUGUAAACUGUUCUAUUUGAGUUUAUUUCUGCCACUGUCAUGGGCUGAAUGUUUUUGGCCUCCCAGUGCCACGUGUUGAAGCUCUGACCCACAGUUUGAUGGUAUUUGGAGGUGGGCCUUCAGGAAGUAACUGGGUUUAGGUAAGGUGGUGGCCUCAUAGGAGGUUCAGAGCCCUUGUAAGAAGAGGAAGCCCAGGCACCAGAGCGCUCUCUCUACCUGCAAGCCCCGAGGAAAGGCCUUGUGAGGACGUGGCAGGAAGGUGGCUGUCGGCACCGCAGGAAGCCAUCCUCACCAGACACAGAAUCUGCCGGCACCUUGACCUCAGACUUCCCACCCUGCAAGAAAGUCUAGUAAAAUGUGCAUUGUUUAACCCCCUCAACCUAUGGUAUUGAAUAUUUUAUUACAGAAGCCUGAGCUAAGAGAAAAAUCUUACUCCAUUCUUUCCAUUUUCUAUAUAUUUGUUUUCUUUUUUUCUCCUUUAACCCUACUGAUUCGAAAGCUCUAUUAAAAUUUUCUUUGGUGAUGGUUAUCCACAGUCUAUUAAAAACCAGUAUUUUUGCUUUUCUCUAUAAUUUUGUCACCUUUGUUAAUCCCAUCUCAUUUCCUGAUCUAAAAUCUGAAUUAUUAUUAUCUACUCCUUUUGAGUCCUUUAUCAUUUAUGUAACAGUAAGAUUAACUGAAUCAAUUAUUCAUCCUUACUUCCUAUGUACUUACAAACACAUGGAACUCUUCUGAGUUCACAUCUUUUCUUACUAGAGUAUUUCCUCCAAGAAUGUUUUCAAAGAUGGUCUUUGAGAAAUAAAUCUUUGCAGUCUUACAUGCUUCAUAAUGGGCUUCCCAUGUGACCCAGCAGUAAAGAAUCCACCUGCAAAUGGGUCAAGAAGAUCCCUUGGAGUUGGAAAUGGAAACCCACUCCAGUUUUCUGGCCUGGAAGAUUUCCAUGGACAGAGGAGCCUGGUGAGUUACAGUCCAGGGAGUCGUAAAGAGUUGGACAUGACUGAGCGACUGAGCACACACAUACUUCAUAAUAGUGUUUAUACUCAUUCACAUGAUAAUUGAACUGAAUACACAGGCUUAGUGUCCUUUUCUUCCAACAAUAUCAAACAUUAAGCCAUUAUUUUUUGUAUCUAGGAUUCUUAUUGAGAUGUCUGAUGUCAACCUGAUUCUCCUUUACAGCCCAUCUUUUUUUUUCUGGAAACGGUAAAGGUGGUUUCUCUUUUGGACCCUACAUUUUGCUAUAAAUGUGUCUGAGUUUUUCCUCCUCAUCCUGUUUGAAGGUUUAUAUGCCAUUGUAUUAAAAUUUUAAUCUCUCUA